GGUGAGGGAGGUUACAUCACCGAAGGAACCAAAAAUUACCCCUCACAAUCAUACAUUCAACGCUUCCAACUUCCUGGUUAGAACGGAUUUUGUCCACCUACUCCGUUCCCGGGAUAGAGCUAGAUCUUAGCAUUUCUUACCACCAUCAGGCAAGACACAGUUUCGUUAGAAUUUCAACACUGAGCCCUGUCAAAUCAUCAUCAUCUUCUCCUUCUUCCUCAUUGUCGAUCCUAAAGAUCAUUCCAUCAAUUCCCGAUUGGCCACAAGGAAUAACAAGGACAUCUACCGCGAGUCGGCGUUUGCUCCAGCAAAGAUGCAUAAAUUCCUACAGAAGCUCGAAGAUAAAGUCGACGAGCUACUGGGCCAGGAGCAAGAGGAGCACUCCCACACUAAUGAGGGGGCAUGCGACAAUUCUCAUCCUGUGGAACACACCAACAAUCGUUAUCACUCGUUCAGCCCUCAGACGUCAGGAAUCCCCAAGUGGUACGUUGACGGCGCGUCGUAUUUCUGGGCCGUCUCUCAUGCUCUAGAAGAGGCAAGAGAAAGUAUCUAUAUUUUAGACUGGUGGCUGAGCCCUGAGCUCUACUUGCGUCGACCCCCUGCACGCAAUGAGCAGUAUCGCCUGGACCGUAUGCUUCAUGCUGCGGCCGAACGGGGCGUGCAAAUAAGGAUUGUCGUUUACAAGGAAGUGCCCCAGGCGUUGACAUUGAACUCGGCACACACCAAACAUUGGCUGGAAGGACUACAUCCCAAUAUUAAAGUUUUCCGUCACCCUGAUCACACCCCAAAUGCCAACGACGUCCGCACUGAGCUUGCAGACUCGUUCCAGAACAUUUCUUUGGGCUCAUUCAAACUUUCUACCCUACCCAUAGACACCCUCAAGAGUCUAUAUGGCACAGCAGAUGACAUUGUCCUUUACUGGGCACACCAUGAAAAGCUUCUGAUUGUGGACAAUCAUGUUGCAUUCAUGGGAGGGCUAGAUAUGUGCUUCGGCAGAUAUGAUACCAACAGCCACCCCAUCGCCGAUGUUCACCCCGGAGAUCUGGAGAAGAUCGUCUUCCCCGGACAAGACUACAACAAUGCCAGGGUCUAUGACUUUGAAAAUGUAGACAGGUGGGAGAACAACAAACUGGAUCGCACUAAAAACUCCAGGAUGGGCUGGUCCGAUAUUUCCAUCAGUUUGAGCGGCAAUAUUGUCGGCAGUCUCCUUAUCCAUUUUGCAGAGCGCUGCUCAUUGAUGUACCUGGGGCGCACGCACCUCCGGCACCAGGUCUUCUGCCUGAGGGUGAGCACUUAUUUGGUGGUCUCCAUCGCCACUUCCGCCGCCACUUUGACCGUUACCUCCAGGGCCAAGACUCCCCACAGGAGCACCAUAAUCGGAGCGCCGGUGAAGGUCGGGAUGCCGGUAACGGCAAUGAAGCCCAUAUACAGCUCACUAGGAGGCGACGCCACCCAAUGGAGCUCUGGGCUAGCAACAGAGCACUCGAUAGCUAACGCCUACAUCGACGCCAUUACUAACGCCCAGCAUUUUGUCUACAUUGAGAACCAGUUCUUCAUCACGGCUACGGGUAACAACCAGCGACCAGUAGAGAACCAACUUGGUGCGGCGAUUGUGAAUCGUAUAGUGCGGGCCCACCAGAACAACGAGGCGUUCCACAUCUUCGUCUUGAUGCCUGCUGUGCCUGCCUUCGCGGGUGAUCUGAAGUCGGAUGGUGCCCUGGGGACUCGUGCAAUCAUGGAGUAUCAAUACAAUAGUAUCUCCCGGGGUGGUCACAGUAUCAUGGAGGUGGCACGACAGCAAGGCGUUGACGAUCCCAGCCGCUAUAUAACGUUCUACAACCUGCGGAACUAUGACCGUAUCAACACAAGCGAAACGAUGCAACGGGCGGAAUCGCAGAGUGGCGUCCAGUAUGAAGCUGCUCGCCGGGAGUUUGACGACAACGCCGAGAGGCAUCACGAUAUGCGUGAACAGAACGAGGGACGCUAUGGUGAACAGUACCGUCGAUACCAGGAUGCUGCUUCAAAGACGGAGGAUCGAAGCUGGGACACCAUAAGCGCCUGCUACAUGGACGGCGGCCCGGAUAUUCACAGUAUCCCCUGGCAUGGUAGUCCUGAAUCCGAACUGGACGCCUUUGUCUCAGAGGAGCUGUACAUUCACUCCAAGGUUCUCAUUGCUGAUGACCGUCUCGUCAUAUGCGGCUCUGCCAACCUCAACGAUCGCUCACAGCUGGGCAACCACGAUUCGGAAAUCGCCGUUGUCAUCGAGGAUCCCACACCUGUGCGUUCCCGUAUGAACGACCAGGACUUUAUAGCCUCGCGAUUUGCCACUUCACUGCGCCGCCAACUCUUUCGCAAACACCUAGGCCUUCUUCCCGAUCAAAAGUGCGACAGACCCGAUGCCAACUGGACCCCAGUGACCAGGGACCCCAACCGAUACGAUUGGGGCUCGCCCGCCGACGCCCUGGUGCAAGACCCAAUGAGCCCACGAUUCCUGGAGCUUUGGCGAAACACAGCGCGCACCAACACCGAGGUCUUCAGCAAAGCGUUCCACAACGUUCCCAACAACGCUGUGCGAACUUGGGAAGAAUACGACAAUUUCUUCUCGCGGCACUUCAUCAUCCCCGGCGCCGAGGCCAAGGAGGGAGACGAGCAUCACGACGUGGACAACUCAGGCAAGGUAAACUACGGCCACGUCGUGCGGGACGAGUUCCCUGGUGGUGUGGUGGAGCUCAAGGAUUGGCUCUCCCGCAUCAGGGGCUCCCUGGUUGAGAUGCCACUGGAUUUUCUUGUCGAUGUUCCCGAGAUGGCCAAGCAAGGUCUAUCUCUGAAUGCCUUCACAGACGAGCUGUACACCUAAGCCGAGAGUUGUCCAAGGUUAUGCGUGUGCUGUUUUUUUUUUUUUUGAUAUUUGAGUAAAUUGCUCUCUUAGCUACUUCCGCCAUCCUGCCGCGUUGGAAUAGAUACACGCUUUUUGUAUUGGUACAGCUUUACACAAACAUACCUGGUAUGUUCAUAAAUAGUCGCGAAUCCUGGACGACAUUCCUUGUGUCACCAAACCAACAUGAUGGACUGUGACAAGAGUAAAUGAGAACGUAGUCUAUUCAGUACCCCAGUGCCCAAGAAAUUAAGUGGCGCAAUCGAAGGCGCCCAGUGACUACCCCAAAGUUAUCGUUGACUGACUCUUUGAAAAAGUAACUGCCCAUUUCCCAGACAGGUUAUCACUUCCCCACCAGCCCCUAUAAUUCCAGACCAAAGCCCCAUGACAGGGCGCCAAUGUCGCCGGACGCAUGAGCUGAACUGGUCAGAAAGAGCAACCGGGCCAGAGUCCUCAGCAUGACAUAUGACACGGACUGCAGAGAAAUAUUAUACAAGCGUAUUUCAUAUCAAUUGGUUUGAAUAUGGAGUCCGAGGCUCUCGUUGCCGGAUCCUGCAAACCGUUCGUCGUUCGACUCCGCUGUACAAAGGAAAGGAAAGCAAGAAAACGAGAAAAAAAGAAGAAAAAAAAAAGAUUCCCAACUUCGUUCGUAUCCAGGAUGGCUCCCCAGAUCGUCCCCAUAUGCGUGGAUAGUGGCGUUGCUGUUUUUUUUUUUUUUUUUUGUUUUU
Molecule: messenger RNA, 3603 nt
Organism: Pyricularia grisea
Lineage: Eukaryota; Fungi; Ascomycota; Sordariomycetes; Magnaporthales; Pyriculariaceae
Exons: 9
Coding region: 314-2857 (847 amino acids)
Biological process (GO): intracellular signal transduction; cell motility; phosphatidic acid biosynthetic process
Molecular function (GO): D-type glycerophospholipase activity
Source: RefSeq, a predicted model, not a curated record